Polyodon spathula (Mississippi paddlefish) is the source of this 1406-nucleotide messenger RNA. RefSeq names its product urocortin-3-like. The record is from RefSeq and is a predicted model, not a curated record. Bases 170 to 577 code for a protein of 135 amino acids. NCBI's taxonomy places the organism in Eukaryota, Metazoa, Chordata, Actinopteri, Acipenseriformes, Polyodontidae. Gene Ontology annotation, cellular component: extracellular region. Gene Ontology annotation, molecular function: hormone activity; corticotropin-releasing hormone receptor 2 binding. Gene Ontology annotation, biological process: adenylate cyclase-activating G protein-coupled receptor signaling pathway; hormone-mediated signaling pathway; cellular response to nutrient levels. The transcript is spliced from 2 exons.
UUCUCUGAGUGCAGUCAGAGAGACCUCAGCACCUCCAAGCUCACAGACAGACCCUUCAAAGCGCAGGGCACACAAGGAACAGCACACUGAAGAGAAGGUGACCAGGCAGCAGUUUCUGGAAGAUUUGACUCCCUGUACAAGCCACUCCCCCUGGUUGUGUGCACUGACAAUGUAUCUUGGCCGGCUCCCUCUGCUCCUGGCCGCUUUGCUGGCAUCGGGGGCUCUGUCCCAUGUUUUGGCGAGCAAAGGUCAGCGACAAGGGUACAGCAAUGUCCCGGAGGAGGGGGGCCUGCUGGCUGUGCAAAUCCAGAGCCGGGGACGGGUGCUGCUGCGCUCGCUGCUGGACGGGGGGCUUCCCUCGGAGUGGGGUGCCAUGGAGCACCGCUACCCCCAGAGAAAACAGGCUGCCCCUUCCCACCCGGCCCGGAGGAGCCCCAACGGCACUCGAUUCUCCCUCUCCCUCGACGUUCCCACCAGCAUCCUCAGCAUCCUGCUGGACCUCGCCAGGGCCAAGGACAUAAGAGCCAAGGCCGCGGCCAACGCAGAGCUGAUGGCACGCAUCGGACGCAGGAAAUAACAAGGAGUGAGAUUAACAAGGACUGAAUGGGACCGCUGAAACCAGACCCCCUGUAUCUGUAUCUGUUAUUUAGUUGCCGUGUUUGUCACUCUCUACUCUGUUUCCCAAUGUGUAACUGUUAAUACAGAUUCGAUUCAUGUUAAAGCGGAGCUGACAACUCCACUUCAGAUAGUCCUGGAUAUACUCCGAGUUCUCCCUUCCCUUUAAUGACUAGGGUGUAACAAGGUAACGAUAUAUAUCACGAUAUGCAGGUCGCUAUACGAUAUGUAUCACGAUACAUGUGGCGGGUGUAUAAAAAGAAUAACUAUUUGCAACAGAAGACAAACAAUUAAAUGAGACAGGGGAGAGCAUGUAUUCAUACCACAUAUAAAAACACACGUAUUCUUCAUUCAAGGGCCACUAUAUAAUGAGCUAUAUUGUUUUUGGUCUUGCAUCACGAUACAAACGAUACACACCUCUCUUACAAUACAGCAUGUAAAGAAAUGAUUUGGCGAUCAAUAUACCGCUAGUACUGACCAGAACCAAUUUCACUCAGUGUCCAGGACCCUGGUUCAAGGAGGCAGAGAUACAGUCUAAAGAUAUAACGCUGUUUGAUGUUGGGCCAGGGUAGUGUGCGGCACUGUAACACCACACAGUGUCUGUAUAUUCUGUAAAUAUUGUCCUGUUCUUAUGGAGUGAUUGGCAGGGAAGAUGGGGAGACACAGAUGACAGUGCAAUAAUAAAGUAGAACUCAUCAUUUAUUCUAGUCUCCAGUGGUGUGUUUUUGUCUUUAUGAUGAUGCAUUAGACUGGCUGGAAUCACAAAACGAUAUGUAUCCUCUCAGAUUGAA